UGGGCCAAGAGCUCUGGAUAGAGAGCAAGCAACACCGGAUAGCGCCCGUGGAUGGCCUUUUGGACGGCUGAUGUGACGCGAGGUUAUGCCUAGAGGCAAUCGUUUGGCAAAUAGAGAGAGAGACGACCGGACCCUCACCAGCUCGGAACCCAACUCUUGACCAUGUCGUUCUUGUUUGGGAGAGGCAGAUCGCGGGCUGCUGCCGAUCUACCCAGGCAAGCUCGUGAUCACAUUAUGAAGCUCGAAAGCCCUAACGGGAUCUCCAAGGCUGAAGAGCUUGCUCGCGUGCUCAAUCAAAUGAAGGUCGUUCUCCAAGGCACUCAAGAAACUGAGAGCUCACCCGAGCAGAUCUAUCAGCUCGUCACGGCUCUGAUAGACGAAGACCUGCUCCACCUGCUAGCUACCAACCUCUAUCGCCUACCUUUUGAGUCGCGAAAGGAUACCCAAGUGAUCUUCUCUUAUGUAUUCCGCUUCCGGCCCGCGGCAGCGGCUCCAAAGAGCGACCCCAUCGCCCUGUCAUAUGUGGUGUGUAACAGGCCACAAGUCCUAGUUGAGCUCUGUCGCGCCUAUGACCACAAAGAAAGUGCCACUCCUGCGGGAUCCGUUCUUCGAGAGCUCCUCAAAAAUGAAGCCGCCGCUGCCAUAAUCCUCUAUGACGACGGUGAUGAACCUGGAUCUAGUUGUAAAGGCCUCAAUGCUAUUGAUCGCAACCGGCCCCAGAGCGGUCGCGGAGUCUUUUGGAAGUUCUUCGACUGGAUCAACAAGAGCUCCUUUGAGGUUGCUGCGGACGCGUUUACGACCUUCCGGGAACUCUUGACACGGCAUAAAGACCUGAUCCCGAAAUAUCUAUCAACCAACUUUGAACUGUUUUUUGACAAGUACAACAACACCCUGGUCCAGUCAAACAGUUAUGUCACCAAACGACAGUCCAUCAAACUCCUUGGUGAACUGCUCCUGGACCGCUCCAAUUAUAGUGUCAUGACGGCCUAUGUCGAUAGUGGCGAGCACUUGAAAAUAUGCAUGAACCUUCUUCGAGACGAUAGGAAAAUGGUCCAGUAUGAAGGGUUCCACGUGUUCAAGGUUUUCGUUGCGAACCCGCAUAAAUCCAUCGCCGUCCAGAAAAUUCUUCUUAUGAAUCGCGAGAAGCUCUUGGUUUUUCUAGCACACUUUCUCGAGGACCGGACUGAUGACGAACAAUUCAUUGAUGAACGAGAAUUUUUGAUUAAGCAAAUCCGUAAUAUGCCAUCGACUCCAGUGGUCUCUCAACGAUCUGUUAGCGCAUCAUAAUGUAUCUCGAUUAUUAGAGAGGGGGAAGAGGAGGAGGGGGCAUAGUUUAGAACUGAUAUUAAUGAGCGUCUUGCUAUCCCUCCUUUCAUUC
Messenger RNA from Trichoderma virens Gv29-8, 1378 nucleotides. RefSeq lists its product as uncharacterized. Gene Ontology annotation, biological process: intracellular signal transduction. The record is from RefSeq and is a predicted model, not a curated record. The coding region runs from base 163 to 1287 and encodes 374 amino acids. NCBI's taxonomy places the organism in Eukaryota, Fungi, Ascomycota, Sordariomycetes, Hypocreales, Hypocreaceae. The transcript has 4 exons. Gene Ontology annotation, molecular function: protein serine/threonine kinase activator activity.